CUAUUAUCCGAUGUUGCCUAAUGUAGGAGAUAUCCCAGUGGAGACACUCGCACAAUUCAAGAAGGACGCGAAGCGAACCGACACCGGGUUCCUGGCGAUAGCAACAGAAGUAGAAACCGACGGAGAGAAGACCUCGGAACCUCCAGGAAAUAUCAAGGAAUUGCUGAAGGAGUUCCAAGACAUUCUCCCCGACGACCUUCCGAACGAGCUACCGCCAUACCGAAUGCAUCAACACGAGAUAGUGGAGGAAACAGGUUCGAAGCCGACCUUCCGAGCACCAUAUCGGCUCAGCCCUACUGAGCUAACCGACAUGAAAAAACAGAUCGAGUAUCUCUUCGCCAAAGGGCUCAUCCGACCAUCCACUUCGCCAUACGGUGCCCCAGUGCUCUUCACACCGAAACCGGACGGAAGCCUGCGCAUGUGCAUCGAUUACCGAGCUCUCAACAAGCAGACCAUCAAAAAUAAAUAUCCGAUACCAAGAAUCGAUGACCUGCUUGACCAGCUUCGAGGAGCUGCAGUAUUUUCCAAACUGGAUCUGCGGUCCGGAUACUGGCAGAUACGAAUGGCGGACAACUCCAUCCACAAGACGGCCUUCCGAACUCGGUACGGAUCAAAGCGACAUCUGCUCCAGUGGGACAAUGACAUCGCGUACCGGAAAGGAUCAACGAAAAUCUGGGUACCCAAUUACCCUCCUUUGCGCCAGUUCAUACUCGAAGAAUACCACGACGUCCUCUACGCCAGACACUUCGGUAGCAACAGGACGCUGACCGGCAUUGCAAAUCACUACUACUGGCCGCACUUGGCAGAAGAUGUUCAAAAAUUUGUCACCUCAUGUGAUACAUGUCAACGGAUGAAGAACAGCAAGCAGAAGAAGGCAGAACUACUGCAGCCUCUUCUUGUCCCAGAACAACCAUGGCAAGUAGUUAGCCUAGAUUUCAUCACCGGAUUACCACCUAUCACCAGCGGUCAUGACGCAAUCCUUGUCGUUAUUGACAAGUUCUCCAAAAUGGGACACUUCAUCUCGACACACACGACAGCACGCACCGAAGAUACAGCACAACUCUUCGUUCGAUACAUCAUCUCACAGCAUGGCAUUCCAACCACACUCAUCUCCGACCGAGACCCCAAGUUCACCAGCAAGUUCUAGAAGGAGCUUAUGUCUCUACUCGGGACCAA
Closterium sp. NIES-67 is the source of this 1176-nucleotide messenger RNA. The record is from the annotation of a GenBank genome assembly. Lineage: Eukaryota; Viridiplantae; Streptophyta; Zygnematophyceae; Desmidiales; Closteriaceae.